CUGGCGGGGCGUUGGAUCUCGGGAGGCGCGGAACAGCCCCUUGGUAGAAAUCCCCGACUCGCCACUGUGGAGUAACGCAGGAGUUUCGGUCCCCUCACUUGCAGGGAGGCGGCUGCGCCAGUCUUCAGACAAGCCAGGUGGUGGGCGGGGGGAACCAGGCGCUGAGGCAAAGCGCUCGCUCGCUCUUGCCUCUCCCUCCUCUUUUUUUUUUUUACGCGCUCUUACGCCCGCCUCUCCCAAGGCUCUGGGCCAGUCUGCUUCGGGCAGGUAGGCUGCGAGCGCCGGAGGUGCGCGCCUGUAACGUUGGGAGUGCUGGUCUCCCGUAUCAUCGCCCACCCGCCCACUCCUUCCAGUAGGACUCCACCCGGCGCGCCUCCGACCUUUCCAGGAAAGGGCCAAAAGUGCGCGCUUGGCGCUUUCACGCCCCUUCCCCGCCUGGUUGGGGUUUUUUUUUUCCCCCCCUCCUUGCACGCCCACCUCUCCUGUCCGGCUGCGGGCAGCGGUAGGACGCGGCGCGCGCUUGGGGAGGUCUUUGCGUCGGCCUCAGCUGUGGAGAAUGAAUUAAGGCGGCUUUCCGGGAACGGCGGCGGCGGCGGGGCGCGUCUCCGGUUACGGUGCGUCUUUCUGAUUGAAUGAAAGGGAUGGCCUUCCCUGUGGAUCUCCUGGAUAAUUACAGUCAUGAAGAUCUUGAGAGUUCUGGAGAGGAUUAUCUAUCUGAACUUAGAUGUGGAGAUCCAGAAAAUCCGGAAUAUCUCUCUCUUGUUGAUAAUAUCAAGGUUCCAAUUUGUUUGUCAACUGUAGGCUUCAUCCCCCUUUAUGGCGGAGAAGAAAGACACAAAGUCCUUGCUUUAUUUGCACCGGAGGAUUCGCUUGCAGCUGUUGCCUUGUUUCUGGCUGAUCAGUGGUGGACUAUCGAUGAUAUUUUGAGAACAUCAUCUCCUUCUAGAGAAGGACUUCUACGGGCAAAAACAAUUGGGGAAAGAGUGGUUCUUUAUGUGCUCAACAGAAUAAUUUAUCGUAAACAAGAAAUUGAGAAAAAUGAGGUCCCGUUCCUUUGCCAUGGUAGCCACGAUUAUGCAAAAAUUCUGUGGAAGAAAGGAAUGGCUAUUGGUUUUUAUUCUAUAAAACUGCCAGGGAGCAUUUGUAGUGCUUUUCUUACUCAGAGCUAUCAGCUUCCUGUUCUGGACACAAUGUUUGUGAGGAAGAAACAUCAGAACAAAGACUUUGGCCUUCUGAUGCUGGAAGAUUUUGUGGAUUCUUUCACAGAAGAUGCUCUUGGUUUACGUUUUCCUCUGACAUCUUUCAUGCGUACUGCUUGCCAGAAGUACUUUGAAAGAUAUCCAGGGGAUCGUGACCUUCUGUGGGAAGUUGAAGGCAUAGGCCACUGGCACCAGCGAACACCUAUAGCUACUGUUUUGCAGAGAGAAAGUUUAAAACUCAAAGAAGCCUUGCAAAUAGAAGCUAACACUUCCCAGAAUGAGGAACGGUUUCUGCACUCUUCCACGGAUAACAGCCCAUCGCACGAACUGGCAAUUGACCCCUGUGAAACACACUUAAGUGUUGAUGUCCAUACAAAUAAAGAUGGCUUCGAUGUAUACGAAGGUACCUCUGAAGAACUUACUGCUUUACCAAUUCCUACUCGAUCACGAAGCAAUCAUCUGAAACGUCCAAAGUUGGGGAAAAGAAUUCAAGAACCUGGAGUUUCUGAAACUGAAGAUGUAAAUACUUCUCAAACAUCGGGAAACAGAUUGGAUCCGAUUACUCAGAUAUCUGAACAUUCAGAAGAAUUGAUAGCUGAGAUGGAAGAAAAAGUAAUGGACAGCGAGCAAGAAAAGUUAAUGGAGAAUUCAAAACAAUCAGUCCAAGAAACACUCCAGGAGUGUAUUCCAUCAGAGAAGCAAGAUGAUAGAGAGGAAACCGAUAUAGAACCCAUUAAUGGAGAGAUAAUGGAAAAUGCUAUCAAGGUAUCAAUAGUGACUGAAGGAUCAACAACAAAUGAAGUUCUGGAUGGCGAGUCAAAGUUACAAUCUGACAGUUCAGAAGAAGCAACUUUAACUUUACUUGUCCCAUUAAUCCUUGAUUCUUCAGGAAAAUCCACUGAGGACAGUGAUGACAAUAUUUCAGAUAAGGUUGAGAAUUUGGCAGAAUCUGAGCUGCCAGCAGAAGAGGAGCAGGUUACACCAAGGAAAAGAGGAAAUGCCGAUCCUGUUUCAGCAGCAGAAAAAGAAUCUUCUAAUAAUGGUCUUUCAAACUCAGUAGCAGGUGAAGCUCCAGAAGAGGCCAUUUCUGAAAAUGUCUCUCCCAACACAACCUCUUCCUUGGAAGAGCAAAGCGAAGAGGGCGGAUCUGACUCCCCAGAAGCCCCCAUUGCUCUGGGUCAGGGGGCUCUGAUGAUGGUUGAAUUGGAGGACAUCUCUUACCACCAACAUUCUGAGGGACAAAAGAACCAAAUGGAUGAACAGUCUGAAGAGUCAGCUGAGCCAGUGUCUGAGAGAGCUGCUGACAGCAGUUCAGAAGAAGCAGAAAUUGAGGUGCCCGUAGUAGACAGGCGGACCUUACGAAGAAAGGCUAAAGGAUACAAAGGCCCACCUAAGAAAAAAGGAAAACUAAUUUGAACAGAAUUGUGGUCAACCUAAGUGGGAAUGAUUGCCAUUUUCAUUGUGUUCGUUUCUUCACAGAAAAAGCUGUAAAAUUACAUACCACUUUAGGAUACACAUGUAUUUAAAUACUGGAAUCAUUCCCAGUUUUUUAUAGUCUGUUACUUAUUUUGUUGUUUAACUACUACAUAAAAGGAACUGAAUUGAUAUGGAAGUAAAUGUCUACUUUUGCUAAACAAUAAUCAUAAGACACCAGAAGUUAAAGUGGGGACAGUAACUAUAAACCAAUUAUUUUGGAGAUGUUGAAAGUCCUAACAGAUGCCACCUUAACAAUUGCAUUGUUAAGCUGCCUCAAGUGGUUAUUUGUAAUCCCUCGUGUACAGUAACACAUAAUUUGUGAAGUGUUAGGCAUUUUCUUCAUCCCUAAAUGGUUACGGUAAUUGCACACCUAGAUGCUUUUUCAAGUUUAUCAGGGAUAGGUAUAUAUAAUUAUAGUUUUUUUUCCCCAAACCCUUUUACUGUUUUUUUGUAGUAAAUUUACAAGCCUGUUUUAACAGAAAUAUAAAAUACUUGAUAUUAUUUGUGCUUAGUUUAAAAUACCCUUCAACUUUUCUAUGGAUACUAUAUACCCACGUUAAAGAUUAUACAAUCCUAACUAAACCUGAAUCUUCAAUCAGUGUUGAAGUACUCCCAAUUAUUUUGCCAGUGAAUAAAGCUCCUAAUGCAUAGUAAAGUGUACUUCUUCAAAGUAAUUGUAGAUUAGACUGUCAUAAGAAUUUACAGGUAUCAUUUUCAAAGUAUUUGCAGUUGGACAGAUUCAGUUUUUGGCUUGAAGCAUAUUCAGUUUUCAGUUUGAGUAUAUGCUAGUAAAAAUAUUAAUUUGAAAAUACGUGAAAGUGUUCAUUUUACUCUUUUCAGUAUUGGUCGGCUCCUAGCUGUACAAGCUCUCAGGCUUCUCAAUAAUAGCUCAGUUGAUUGAUUUUUUUAAAAAUAACUCCUCUUGACAUAGAGAUGCUGGGUUUUGGUUUUUGUUUUAAAGUGUGUCAUGAGAGGUUUUGGCUUUGAGGUUUAUGGAGUUGCCAAGUUGUUUGGAUUUUCAGCACGAUACACAUU
Molecule: messenger RNA, 3710 nt
Organism: Ahaetulla prasina
Lineage: Eukaryota; Metazoa; Chordata; Lepidosauria; Squamata; Colubridae
Gene: FAM169A
Product: family with sequence similarity 169 member A
Exons: 13
Coding region: 633-2615 (660 amino acids)
Source: RefSeq, a predicted model, not a curated record